AUAAUGGUCUCCCCAGCGAUCGCUUUGGCCUUUAUUCCGUUUAUAAUCACAGUGAUCAUCCGUUAUCGCCAUUAUUUCCUGCUGUUUUACCGGGCUGUGAUAGUGCGGCGGGUCCAGGACUACCUCACCGGUAUCCCGCGGGAAGAGAGGGCCUUUCAGUACGUCAUCACCCACUCCAUCCCAGGAGACCCUCAGCACGUGCUCAACACCUUUGACCAAUACUGUUACCACUGUGAAUUCCUGCGCAACAUCGGGCCCCAAAAAGGGAAGGUCCUGGACCGGCUGAUCUAUGAGAACGCUCCACUUAAUGUGCUGGAACUGGGCACAUAUUGUGGAUAUGCCACCAUAAUUAUUGCACAGGCCCUGCCACUGGGUGCCCGACUCUACACUGUCGAUUCCAAUCCAAGGAAAGCUGCAGUGGCUGAGAAGGUGAUUAGAAUGGCUGGAUUUGAUGAUGAUACGGUUGAGCUCCUCAUUGGACCCUCGGACGAGAUCAUCCCGCAGCUGAAGGACAAACACGGGGUGCAGAAGCUGGACUUCAUUUUCAUGGACCAUCGGAAGCGUUGUUACCUGCGGGACCUCCAGCUGUUGGAGGAGGUAGGGCUGAUCCAGGAAGGGACCAUUAUCCUGGCUGACAACGUCCUCUUCCCGGGAGCCCCCCAUUUCCUGCAGUAUGUGAAGACCUCCGGUAAAUACCAGUGUAAGAUGCACCGCGGCAGCCUGGAGUACUUCCGAUACAUCCGAGACGGGAUGGCGGAGCUCACUUACACCAAGCUGAAAUGAUGGCGGUCA
Pseudophryne corroboree (corroboree frog) is the source of this 792-nucleotide messenger RNA. RefSeq names its product transmembrane O-methyltransferase homolog. Bases 4 to 783 code for a protein of 259 amino acids. The record is from RefSeq and is a predicted model, not a curated record. The transcript has 3 exons. Gene Ontology annotation, molecular function: catechol O-methyltransferase activity. Gene Ontology annotation, biological process: catecholamine catabolic process; developmental process; dopamine metabolic process. Lineage: Eukaryota; Metazoa; Chordata; Amphibia; Anura; Myobatrachidae.